Messenger RNA from Ahaetulla prasina, 463 nucleotides. Its product is annotated as lysozyme C-like. Lineage: Eukaryota; Metazoa; Chordata; Lepidosauria; Squamata; Colubridae. Gene Ontology annotation, molecular function: lysozyme activity. The transcript has 4 exons. The record is from RefSeq and is a predicted model, not a curated record. The coding region runs from base 1 to 447 and encodes 148 amino acids.
AUGAAAGGUCUCUGCCUGUGGUUAGCUCUGUUGACCUGCCUCGUGGUGAAAGUCUAUGGCAAGAUCUUCAAUCGUUGUGAACUGGCAACAGUAUUACGACGCUGGGGAAUGGAGGGGCACGAGGGCUACAGUUUGGAUGACUGGGUCUGUUUGGCAUAUUUUGCGAGCGGUUUCAACACAGCUAAGGUGACCCAAAACAUUGAUGGUACUUCAGAAUAUGGCCUUUUCCAAAUCAACAGUCGCUCCUGGUGUACUGACCACCGCAGCACGUCAAGGAACCUCUGCAGCUUAGCUUGUCGUGAUUUGGUGGGCGAUGAAAUCAUCGAUGAUAUAAUUUGUGUCAAGAGAGCUGCAGCAGGUCCAGAUGGUUUGGAAGCCUGGAAUGGCUGGCGAAAUCAUUGCCGUGGAAAAAACUUACAUUACUGGACAGCUACUUGUAAACUGUGAAUUUAUUGUACCACCA